GAGGUUAUAUUUUACGAAUAAUUACGUUCGGGCUAAACAAGUUGAUUGUUUGGAUCUGUUAUCGAUUAUUGUCGUAAGACAUUUGUUAAAUUUGUCCGAGUUUUCCUGUAUUAUUUUUGUUUGUCAAAAUAUCUGAGAGAAACAUAUAUUUUCUUUGUACACGAUAUAUUAAAUAAAGUAUCGUCUAAAAAAUUCGUUACAAAUUAUAGAUAAAUAAAAAAUCAACAAAAUGGCUGCUGUAGCUAAUAAACCAAAAUCAGAAAUGACUCCAGAGGAGCUAGCAAAACGUGAAGAAGAAGAAUUUACUACUGGUCCUAUGUCUGUAUUGACUCAAUCAGUGCGAAAUAAUACUCAAGUAUUGAUUAAUUGUCGAAAUAACAGAAAACUAUUAGGAAGAAUUAAAGCUUUUGACCGUCACUGUAAUAUGGUACUAGAAAAUGUCCGUGAAUUAUGGACUGAAUUACCAAAGACUGGGAAAGGCAAAAAAAAGGCAAAGGCUGUUAGCCGUGACAAGUAUAUUUCAAAGAUGUUUUUAAGAGGAGAUUCAGUUAUACUAGUAGUCAAAAAUCCAAAAGAAUCAGUACGCCCUCAACCUCCUGUUUAAUAUAAUAAUUAUUAUAUUACAAGUGUUAUUAAUUUAAUAUGUUUUAAAAAUAAAUCUUACUUGCAAAACAUUGCAAUCCUUACAACAAAAUUUUUACUGAUACUCACGACAAACUAGUAAUACAAUUGAUGACAUUUACUUUUAUAAAAAUAUUUACUACUGCAUAAAUAAUAAAAUUCAAUAUGUUUCUAUAAACUUUUUAAAAAAAAGGAUCUCUGUAAUUUUUAUAAUAGUUUUAAAAAUAAAUUAAAAAAUAGUGUAAGUAAAACAAAUUGUGUAUUUUAUUAUUGAUAUUCUUAAAAUUAAAAUAGAAACAACCAUUUUGUUUUUAUUGUGUAAAAUAAUGUGCAAAUUAUUUAAAUGUAGUUGAUUUGUGGCAAUGUUUUUAUAUAUAACAAAUAGUGCAUUUUAACUGUACAUUCUGUUUCUAAUGAAUCCUCAUGAAAAAAAAUUAUACAUUUGUUAUUUUUAUGUUUUUUUUUUUUUUAAAGAAUAACUAAAUUUUAUUUUUUCUUAUUGUAUUAAAUAAUUUAUAUUUUAAAUGGGUAAAUAUAGGUACAUGUUAUUAGAAGCACUAUGAACUUUAUUGUUCUAUGAAAAAUGAGACUUAUUUAGUUUACAAUAUAAAUUUUUGAUUAGU
This is a messenger RNA of Daktulosphaira vitifoliae (grape phylloxera), 1244 nucleotides long. RefSeq names its product small nuclear ribonucleoprotein Sm D2 (gene SmD2). The transcript is spliced from 3 exons. Gene Ontology annotation, molecular function: RNA binding. Gene Ontology annotation, cellular component: U2 snRNP; precatalytic spliceosome; U5 snRNP. Lineage: Eukaryota; Metazoa; Arthropoda; Insecta; Hemiptera; Phylloxeridae. The record is from RefSeq and is a predicted model, not a curated record. Gene Ontology annotation, biological process: spliceosomal snRNP assembly; RNA splicing. Bases 230 to 604 code for a protein of 124 amino acids.